AUGUGCACGACGAAAGUAAUAAUAUUUUUAUUUAGCAUUGGAUGCGUCUGUGGGUAUUUCACUUUGCCGGGUAAAUGUCCUGAUAAUGUGAAAUUCGAAGAAGAUUUCAAUUUAGCAGAGUUUGAUGGAACUUGGUACCAAGCGUACCAUUACUCGAGUGAUGGCCAACGUUUAAACAACUGCUCCACAGUAGAACUCCUGUAUAAACCUACUGGAAUUUAUGUAAACUACUCAAGGGUGGAUCUCGGUCUCUUUAAAAGAUUUAGCAUCGGAAAGCUAGAACUCAUUAUUAGUAAAAAUGAACAGUCGUCCGAGCUGGAUGUAACAUUUCAAUUUGAUAAUGCACCAAGAAGAUUGAGGCUUAGACGUUACCCGUUUCGUAUUCUAGCUACCAAUUACAAUUACUAUGCCACAGCCUAUACCUGUCAAUACAGCCCUAUGAUCAAUAAACAUUUCGUUUAUGUAUGGAUUCUUUCCCGUCAUCCAACUUUGAAUGACGUUUCAAAAGAGCUUGCCCUGAAACCUUUAGCUCAACUUAAUGUUAAUCAUAACAAAAUUGUUAAAGAUGAUUGGUCAAAGUGCGUUCCGAAGUACUUCGAUGUUGAAAGUAGUGAACCAGUUACUUUUAGAUACGCUGUUGCUAUU
This is a messenger RNA of Iphiclides podalirius (scarce swallowtail), 645 nucleotides long. NCBI's taxonomy places the organism in Eukaryota, Metazoa, Arthropoda, Insecta, Lepidoptera, Papilionidae. The record is from the annotation of a GenBank genome assembly.